Molecule: messenger RNA, 1103 nt
Organism: Epinephelus lanceolatus (giant grouper)
Lineage: Eukaryota; Metazoa; Chordata; Actinopteri; Perciformes; Serranidae
Source: RefSeq, a predicted model, not a curated record
UACUUUGGUCAAAGGGGUAUAAAUUUGAGGUGCAUCGGUCAGACAGUCAGAAUACUCCUGUUUCGAGUUGAAGUCAUUUGGACCUGAGAGCAACUGCAAACUGAAGAAAAUGAAGAUCCAAAUUUUGGUGCUGGCCUUUGCUUUGGUGGCUGUGAUCACUGCAGCACCAGCAGCACCAGCCAAAAAGGCUGCUGCAGUAGACCCAGAUGAAAAGGCUCUGGACGAUGCUAUUGCCAAGAACGGCCCUGCAAUAGACAAGGCGCUCAAAGACGUCACUGACGACGAUGCAAUGUCCGACUCUGACAUUCAGGACCUGGCUGUGAGCAACAUGAAUGACGCUGAUGCAGAUGAGGUGGCAAGCAACAUGACCUCCGCUGACACAGAUGACACGUUGAGCAGCUUGGAUGAAGAUGAUGUGGCCAGCAUGAUGACCUCCGCUGAUGCAGAUGAGGUGGCAAGCAACAUGACCUCCGCUGACACAGAUGACGUGUUGAGCAGCUUGGACGAAGAUGAUGUGGCCAGCAUGAUGACCUCCGCUGACGCAGAUGAGGUGGCAAGCAACAUGACCUCUGCUGACGCAGAUGAUCUGGUUGCGGCAAGCGACGCUGAUGAUGACGCAGACUCUGAUGAUGAUGCUGACGUAGCUGUAGCAGCAGACAACGACACUGACGAUGACGCAGACUCUGACUCUGACGCAGACUCUGCUGACGCAGACUCUGACGCUGAUGCAGACUCUGACGAUGACGACGCAGACUCUGACGAUGACGCAGACUCCGACGAUGACGCAGACUCCAACGAUGAUGCUGACGCAACCGAAGUGGCUGCAAGUGCUUGAUAAGCUAAGAAAUCAGAAUCCCUCAAAAAUCGUUAAAAAAAAAAUUGUGUAUUUUGUACGAUAUAUAUACAUGUGUAUGUGUUCUAUUUCUGCAGCUCUCCAGUAAAACAGGUAUCAUCUUGAUUGCCAGGCUAUGUACACUAAAGCCCUCUGAGGUAUUGUCUUACAAUAAUGGGACCGUUGUCCUUCGGGGACAAAUAAAAUUGACAGGUGACAAUGAUGUAAAAGCUUGUGACAACAUGAAAUAAAAGGUUUGUGUCAGUUUCAA